Messenger RNA from Pseudocercospora fijiensis CIRAD86, 684 nucleotides. RefSeq lists its product as uncharacterized. The coding region runs from base 1 to 684 and encodes 227 amino acids. Gene Ontology annotation, molecular function: FMN binding. NCBI's taxonomy places the organism in Eukaryota, Fungi, Ascomycota, Dothideomycetes, Mycosphaerellales, Mycosphaerellaceae. The transcript has 2 exons. The record is from RefSeq and is a predicted model, not a curated record.
AUGUCACACUCAGAAAUCAAUCCAGCUAUCCACUACUGGGGCACCCCAGUCGUCCUCAUUACCACCGUCAACGAGGAUGGGACAUACAACGUCGCACCAAUGUCUUCAGCUUGGUGGCUGGGGACCCGCUGCAUGUUAGGUAUUUCCGGCGAGUCACAGACUACGAUCAAUCUCCUCCGAACUGGGCAAUGCGUCCUCAACCUAGCCUCCGACAACAUGACAGUAUCAGUGAACGCUCUCGCUCGCACGACAGGCACACCCAUCGUCCCACCAGGCAAAAUCCAACGAGGCUAUCGCUACGUCCAAGACAAAUUCGCCGCCGCAAAUCUCCACCCUCAACCCUCAACCUUCGUCUCACCACCUCGUGUCCAAGAAUGCCCGGUGCAAAUGGAAGCCGAGCUUUGUGAAUUCCAUGGCUUUCUAGACCCCUCGCUUCCACAACUCUUCGCGCCGAAAGCGAUCGAGGUCAAGAUCUUGAAGACUUACGUGUUGGAUGAGAUUCGACUUGCGGGAUAUGAGAAUCGAAUUGAUCCGGAUAAGUGGAAGCCGUUGAUUAUGAUGUUUCAGAAUCUUUAUGGGUUGAAGAAUGGGAAGGCUGAUGAUUCGGUACUGGCCAGGUGUGAGGAGGAGUUGUACAGACUGCCUCCUGAGCAGCCUAAUGCUGUUUCUGUUAAGCCAGAAUGA